This is a messenger RNA of Trichomonas vaginalis G3, 2853 nucleotides long. RefSeq names its product antigen BSP-related family. The transcript has a single exon. The coding region runs from base 1 to 2853 and encodes 950 amino acids. NCBI's taxonomy places the organism in Eukaryota, Parabasalia, Trichomonadida, Trichomonadidae. The record is from RefSeq and is a predicted model, not a curated record.
AUGCUUUUCUUUUUCCAUUUCUUCAUAGCUCAGACUUUAUCAGCAAACGAAAUUUCAUUUGCUUUGGAUAAAGAUACGCUUACUAUUACUGGAAAUGGAGAUUUAACACAAGAACUCCUUAAUGAAAAAGUAAAAUCUAAAUUUAACAAACUUAUUAUCAAUGCUAAUUCAAUAAAACUCUCGGAUUCACUAUUUGAAGGAAAUACAGAUAUUGAAUCUGUUACAAUUAGUUCCGGAAUUUCGGAAAUUUCAAAUAGUGUAUUUUCAGGAUGUUCAAAUCUUAAAACUAUCGAUAUAUCUUGCAGCAUUAACACAAUUGGCGAGCUUUCUUUUGCUGAUUGCACAUCUCUUUCUGAAAUAAAACUUCCUUCUACUGUAUCAAGCAUUGGAAAGGAAGCUUUCAAGAAAUGCACUUCAAUUAAAACACACACUCUUCCAUUACAUGUCUUGAAAAUCGAAGAAGGAGUUUUCAGCUACAAUUAUGCGUUAUUAUCCAUAAAAUUACACGAUUCUCUUACAUACAUUGGCAGACGAGCAUUCUAUUGGUGCAAGAAUCUCAAAUCCAUUGAAAUUCCGGAGUCUUGUACUGUUGUUUCAGAUUAUGCUUUCGAAUUUUGCGUUGACAUGACAAAUCUAACACUUCCGAACUCUUUACAAUUACUAGGUAACAGUUCUUUCAUGCAAUGCCAUAGUUUGAAAACAAUUACAAUAUCCCAGAAUUUACCUUCGACAGAUUGCAAAUUUGGCGUAUCCGCCUUUGAAGGCUGUGAGUCACUAGAGAAACUAACAUUUCCAGAAAGCAUUUCAUCGCUUGGAAUGAGGUGUUUUCUCGAUUGUUCGUCCCUCGAGUCAAUAACCAUUCCAGAAACGAUCACUCAAAUCAGCUUUAAAUGUUUUGAGAAGUGCAAGUCGUUAAAAUACGUUACUCUUCAUUCAAAAAUAAAAUAUUUCGCAAACAACGUAUUUUUCGAUUGCCAUGCACUUAUUUCGAUAGAUAUUCCACAACAAGUUACGAGAAUUAGUGAUUUAUGCUUUACUUAUUGCAGAAAUCUGAAAACAGUUAAUCUCUCACCAAAUCUUAAAACCAUUGGUACGAGUUCUUUCUCAGGAUGUGAUAACCUCGAAACAAUUACAUUUCCUGCAACUUUGGAAGUUUUAGGCAAAAAUUGUUUCCAAAAUUGCAAAUUACUUAAUAAUAUUGAACUCCCAAGCAACUUAUCCGAUAUUGGAGAUUCUUGUUUCUAUGGCUGCGAGUCUCUUUCUAAAAUUUCUCUGCCAAAUUCGAUAAAAUUUGUGAAAUCUGCUACUUUUGAAGAUUCAACGUCAUUAUCAGAGAUUGUUCUUUCCCAAUAUAUAGAAGAAAUCAGAGAUUCUGCAUUUUGCAACUGCAAAUCACUCAAAGAAAUUAAUCUUCCUUCUACAUUAAAAUCCAUUGGAAACUACGUGUUCUUUGGCUGUAAAUCACUCGAAAAAGUCAAAUGCGAUCCACGAAACAGAUAUUUCAUUUCUGAAAAUAAUAUUUUAUUCUCAUACUCGAAAGCAGAAUUGAUUUUAGUACCAGCAUGUUACAAUUCCGAUAAGUUUUCUUUCCCAUCUACAGUUAGUACAUUACAUCACUCUUCUUUCGCUUAUAACAAAUAUAUCUCAGAAAUUAUUAUUCCAGAUCAUGUAGAAACCAUCGGAUUUGCAUCAUUUUAUGAAUGCACGAACCUCAAAUCCAUCAAACUUUCAAAUAAACUCAAAGAAAUCGAUGGAAAACUAUUUUACGGCUGUUCCUCAUUAUCCUCAAUAGAAAUACCAAACUCAGUUACAUGUAUAAGGCUUGGAACAUUCACCAGCUGCUCCUCACUCUCUUCAGUCAAACUUUCAGAGAAUCUUGAGACAAUUGAAGGUUUUGUAUUCCAAAACUGCAUCAAACUCGAAUCAAUAAAGAUUCCUAAUGGUAUACAAGAGAUCAGACAGUAUUGUUUCGGUAAUUCUGGUUUGAAAUCAAUUGAAUUACCUGAAAACGUGUCAAUGUUAGAGAGAUAUUGCUUUUCAAACUGCAGAUCGCUAAAAACUAUCAAAUUGUCUGAUAAAAUCCACACAUUCGGCGAUAGUUGCUUUGAAAAUUGUUCAUCUCUAGAAACUCUUGUUUUUCCAGAGAAUCUCGGAGUCCUUGGCCAAAAAUCAUUAUCGAUGUGCACAUCUCUUGUCAAUCUAACGCUUUCGGAUAAACUCCGAAAGAUUUCUCGCGAUACAUUUUACGGAUGCAGCAAAUUAGAGAAUAUUAAGGUCUCCAAUGUCUCCGAAAUAGAAUCUAGUGCAUUCAGAGAUUGCACAAGUCUAAAGGAAAUGAGACUUCCGCCUUCAAUCGUAGACAUUCCUUUCAAUUUGUUCUGGAAUUGUGUAAACCUCAGAAAAGUUAUCAUCGCCUCAGAAUUAAAUUACAUUGACAACAACGCGUUUUGCUAUUGCAAUAAUCUUAAGGUUAUAAUUUUCUUGCAGAAUAUAUUUGGAAUUUCUCCUUACGCGUUUGCUUAUUGCGAAAAACUUUCUGAUAUUUAUUUCUGCGGAAAUCAAGACGUUCUUGGAGAAAUUUCUUUCUCUAAUACUACUAUACAUGUAUCGAAUUCAUCAGUAACAAACUUUGCAACUAAUAAUGUUACUUAUGAUGGACAAAAAGUUUGUGCAGACGCAGAUAUAGAUAUUGAUGUAAAGAAGAGCAAAAAUAAUGUAUUGUUGAUCGUUAUGAUUGUUGUUACUUCACUUCUGUUAGUCAGUUUCAUCAUUCUUAUCGCAUUUUACAUCAGAUCAAGAAAGAUGGUGAAAUCUGACUUCACAGAGUCAUUAUUAAGUAACACAUUAGUUUAA